AUGUCUCUCGGUCUCCGUCGGACCUUGUUCACCUUGCCAAAUUUUUCCGCAUUCUCACCAUCUACUCGGCUGGAACCCGAAAGAUACCAUGAACGCAAAAUCCUUCCUUACAAUCGAAAGCAACUCUACAACGUCGUAGCCGAUGUCGGCUCAUACCCACAAUUUGUACCAUUUUGCACCUCUUCACGGAUUCUUACCCCCGGCUUUGACAAAUACCACAAAGAGAAGACGGUGAUAGAUGCAGAAUUGACUGUCGGAUUUCUGUCCUUCCAGGAGAGCUACGUCAGCACAGUAACAUGUUCUCCGUACGAGUCAGUUGAGGUAUGUGCUGUCUCGUUCUCUUCUGCACUAUUCCGCACGCUGUCGACGUCAUGGCGAUUUUACCCAGCAUCUUCAGAAUCACUGCCAUCUCCAUCGCUAAAAAACGAGUUAAUCGAUUACGACCGUGAUAAAACCCUCGUCACUCUUGACUUGGUUUACGCGUUCUCAAACCCGCUGCACGCCAGUGUCACGUCAUCUUUCUUCAGUCAAGUCUCCACGCUUAUGGUUCAAGCAUUCGAGAAACGUUGUUCCGAAGUGUAUCGUUCUGGGAGUGGGGAUGUUUAAUACCCAUCGAGCGUGAAUGAUAGCGUGGUACUCGACAACCAUAUAAUUUAAGUGACAGGCUUUCUUUGGCCAAAAACCAUGUUCAGUUUCUGGCG
Messenger RNA from Laccaria bicolor S238N-H82, 701 nucleotides. RefSeq lists its product as uncharacterized. The record is from RefSeq and is a predicted model, not a curated record. The transcript has 3 exons. Lineage: Eukaryota; Fungi; Basidiomycota; Agaricomycetes; Agaricales; Hydnangiaceae. Gene Ontology annotation, molecular function: ubiquinone binding. The coding region runs from base 1 to 606 and encodes 201 amino acids. Gene Ontology annotation, biological process: cellular respiration; ubiquinone biosynthetic process. Gene Ontology annotation, cellular component: mitochondrion.